AUGUACGACAUGCUGGACCUCUUGGAGGUGGAGAAAUUUGACAAGAAGAAGCUGAAGAAAAUCAACACAGAGGAGGUCAACACGUUGCCCUCCAAGGAGACUCUUGAGCAGAAGAAGGAAUGUGUGAAUUCUUCCUAG
This is a messenger RNA of Antrostomus carolinensis (chuck-will's-widow), 138 nucleotides long. Its product is annotated as thymosin beta-15A homolog. Gene Ontology annotation, biological process: actin filament organization; regulation of cell migration. NCBI's taxonomy places the organism in Eukaryota, Metazoa, Chordata, Aves, Caprimulgiformes, Caprimulgidae. Gene Ontology annotation, cellular component: cytoplasm. The coding region runs from base 1 to 138 and encodes 45 amino acids. The record is from RefSeq and is a predicted model, not a curated record. Gene Ontology annotation, molecular function: actin monomer binding. The transcript has a single exon.